This is a messenger RNA of Durusdinium trenchii, 1334 nucleotides long. The record is from the annotation of a GenBank genome assembly. NCBI's taxonomy places the organism in Eukaryota, Dinophyceae, Suessiales, Symbiodiniaceae.
CCGAAAACCACCUGAAGACCGAAUCACACGCGAACACAGCCGAACCGGGCGGCGAAGAAGUGGCAUGGCGAAGGUGCUGCUCAGCAGGAUGGCGAACGAGGUACUACCCUUCCUUCUUAGCUUUCUGGACUUUGCUUUCAGGCUCCUGGUGAUGUUUGCCCGAGCGCUCUGGCAGUCACGCCAGGAGGUGUAUCUUGCCAGAUUGGAGCUGGCCGAUGACCAAAGAGUACCACCAGCAGUUCUAGUCGACCAGGUCCCAGCGGUGCCCUGCGUCACCGCGGUCCGCCCAUCGGAGAUGUGGCCGGAUCCGCUGGAGGCGCUCUCGCAUUUGGAUGGCCUGGUGGAAGAGGUGGAUGAAGAGGAGAACCUCUCCAUUUUUGAGCUACAGACUUGGUGGAUGAGAGGCGGUUGCGCCCAGAAGUUGCAAGCCGAGCUGGAGUUGGAGAAGGUGGUGGAGAAGGUGCAAGGGCUUCUGAAACGACGUGUUCGGAUGGAUGUGAGUCUCUCCGAGGCUGGAGCUGCCAUCGCCGUCUUUGGGCCUCGCUCAGCGAUGCAGUUGGCCGCACCCCAGUUGAGAGUCGCUGGCCUCGAGGAGGAGCGACCGCGAACGCGGCCGAACACGCCGUCGACCGGCUUUUUUGGCCUGCACUGCAGCGUGCAAGAGGUCUGGGACCUCGCGAAGGAGCACUUGCUCUUCGAUGCGUUCGAGGCAGAGUGGCUGGAUUUGGCGUGUUCAACCCCGCCCAUACGGCAGUUGCUGAGGGAGCGGUUAAGAGAGGCAGUGCAAGGCACUGAGCUGCACGUCUUCAUGGAUUCCAAUCCUUGGGAGGAGACGACCUCGCAACAUGCUUGCCUCGAUUGGAUCGGCGAGCUGAACGCCGAGGCCUGGCGCCGCGCGGUGCGAAGCCUGUCGCGCUGCGCCGAGCUCGGAAUUCAGCUCUCCGCAGCGUUGAGCUGCGUCUUCUGGCUGCCAAAGGAUGCAGCCCAACACGGCAAUUCUUUGCGAGGACUUCUCGCCCCACGUCAAAUGAGCCUUGUGACGCAGGAUGAUCGCAUUGAGCUGGCCCUUGAGAUGGAUGGCUUCGAGGACUUUGCCGCCUCGAUCUCCAGAGUCCUUUCUGGAGCUGUUUGGAGCGGAGGAUAUCCACUUUGUUGAAAGGAGCCAUGGAGCUGAGUGUGGAAGUUCCCUAACCACAGAAGCUUUGAUGCGAUUCUGGCAGUGGUCAGCUUCAGCCGAGACUGAAAAAGGAGCUUGGACACAAUAUCGAUCUUUUUGUUCUACCUUGUCAAUUCAUCAAGAUGUCAGUGCUCCCGAAAGCUGAACACCUAGGAUC